This is a messenger RNA of Vidua chalybeata, 843 nucleotides long. RefSeq names its product olfactory receptor 14C36-like. The coding region runs from base 1 to 843 and encodes 280 amino acids. The transcript is spliced from 2 exons. Gene Ontology annotation, biological process: G protein-coupled receptor signaling pathway. NCBI's taxonomy places the organism in Eukaryota, Metazoa, Chordata, Aves, Passeriformes, Viduidae. Gene Ontology annotation, molecular function: G protein-coupled receptor activity; nucleic acid binding. The record is from RefSeq and is a predicted model, not a curated record. Gene Ontology annotation, cellular component: membrane.
AUGACUCAACAAUGUGACCUUUGCCUCCAGACCAACCCCAAAAAUACUCCCAAACCAAAACUUAGCCAGACUAGGAAGGGUCAUGGGCCGGGGCAGCAAUGGCAGAUUAAUUUCACAGAAUUGCCAAGAAACGGGGGGUAUAAGUUUUUACUAGUGCUAACAGAUACCUUUUCAGGAUGGCCAGAAGCAUUCCCCACCAGGACUUCUAAAGCUCGGGAAGUAACUAAGGUGCCCAUGUGCAGCCACAGCAAAUGCCCAACAGCAGCUCCAUCAGCCACUUCCUCCUACUGGCACUGGCAGGAGCUGCAGCUCCUGCACUUCUGCCUCUUGCAGGGCAUCUCCCUGGCUGCCCUCCUGGGCAACGGCCUCAUCAUCAGCGCCGGAGCCUGUGGCCACCACCUGCACAUGCCCAUGUUCUUCUUCCUGCUCAACCUGGCCCUCAGCGACCUGGGCUCCAUCUGCACCACUGUCCCCAAAGCCAUGCACAAUUCCCUUUGGGACACCAGCACCAUCUCCUACAAAGGAUGUGCUGCUAAAGUUUUUCUGCUUAUGUUCUUCCUUAGAACAGGGUUUUCUCUCCUGACCAUCAUGUGCUACAACUGCUACGUGUCCAUCUGCAAACCCCUGCACUACGGGACCCUUCUGGGCAGCAGAGCUUGUGCCCACAUGGCAGCAGCUGCCUGGGCCAGUGCCUUUCUCACUGCUCUCAUGCACACAGCCAAUACAUUUUCCCUGCCCCUGUGCCAUGGCAAUGCCCUGGGCCAGUUCUUCUGUAAAUCCCACAGAUCCUCAAGCUCUCCUGCUCACACUCUAAUGUCAGGGAAGUUGGGCUUAUUUUGCUAA